UGCAAGUUGCAAGUAUAGUUAACUUCUCAAUUCUCAAAGGUCACUUCUUUAUGCGAAUAUCAAUUUCUUCCUCGUCCUUCAAUAGUUGUGACCAAUAGAAGUACAAUAGACCAUAGAACAUAGAGGCAGCUAGAAUCAGCAGCCACCAGUGCAUGAUGACUUCUCAAUUUCUCUCCCAUCUAGAUCAUAAGGUUCUUUAUUCUGACCUUACUGCACCUUCACACAAAUCUAGAUUUGGAUUCAAGUUCCUCUGUCAAGGUCCUCCUGCCAAGUUUUGGGGAAAACAUGCAAAGAAAAGUGGUGAAUUUCGUCCAAUAUCUGCAACAACACAUCAAGUUCUUGGAUUCAAGGAGAGUGUGCCCUACUUCAAAUGGCUACAAACUGUGAAGGAUGAUGUUGAACCAAAUGAGGAACAUGUUCUUCAUCAGGUGGUGGUUACAAACGAGAUAAGAAAGAAGAUAAAUGCGGUGAAAAGGAUGUUAGGGUCAAUGGAAGAUGGAGAAAUAAGCAUAUCAGCUUAUGACACAGCAUGGGUUGGUCUCGUGAGAGAUGUUAAUGGCGGAGGAGGGCCUGAGUUCCCAUCUUGUCUUGAAUGGAUAGCCAGUAAUCAGCUUUCUGAUGGUUCUUGGGGUGAUGCUCAACUUUUCAAUGCCCAUGAUCGCAUUCUUAACACCUUGGCUUGUGUUAUUGCAUUGAGAGCUUGGAAUUUGCACCCCCAAAAGUCUGACAUGGGGUUGAAGUUUGUUAAGGAAAAUCUAAGCAAGCUUGAGGAUGAGAAUGUUGAACACAUGCCAAUCGGAUUUGAAGUAGCUUUCCCUUCUCUUCUCGACUUGGCUCGAAGUAUGAAUAUUGAAGUGCCACAUGAUUCUCCUAUCUUGAAACAAAUCUUUGCCAUGAGAGACCUAAAGCUCACAAAAAUACCAAUGGAGGUGCUUCAUAAGGUGCCCACAACACUGCUUCAUAGUUUGGAGGGAAUGGCAAAUUUGGAUUGGAAAAGACUCUUGAAAUUGCAGUCACAAGAUGGUUCAUUCUUGUUCUCUCCAUCAUCCACAGCCUACGCUUUCAUGCAAACCAAAGAUGAAAAUGCUCUCAAAUAUUUGGAGAAAACUGUGAAAAGGUUUAACGGGGGAGUUCCAAACGUUUAUCCGGUGGAUUUAUUUGAGCACAUUUGGGCUGUUGAUCGAUUAGAACGUUUAGGUAUUUCAAGAUAUUUUCAGACAGAAAUUAAAGAAUGUAUGGAAUAUGUUUCAAGAUAUUGGACCGAGAAGGGUAUUUGUUGGGCAAGAAAUUCGGAAGUUCAAGAUAUUGACGAUACUGCAAUGGCAUUUAGAUUGCUAAGGUUACAUGGCCACCAAGUUUCACCCGAUGCAUUCAAGCAUUUUGAGAAAAGUGGCGACUUCUUCUGCUUUGCUGGACAAUCAAAUCAAGCUAUAACUGGGAUAUACAAUCUUCAUAGAGCUUCUCAAGUGUUGUUUCCUGGAGAGAAGAUUCUUGAGAAUGCCAGACUUUUUUCGUCCAAAUUUUUAACUGAGAAACGGUUGGCUAAUGAGAUAGUGGAUAAAUGGAUCAUAACAAAAGAUUUGCCUGGUGAGGUGAGCUAUGCUUUGGAUGUGCCUUGGUAUGCUAGCUUACCCCUGUUAGAGACAAGAUUUUACAUAGAACAAUAUGGCGGUGAAAAUGAUAUUUGGAUUGGCAAGUCACUUUACAGGAUGCCCUACGUGAAUAAUGAUAUUUAUCUAGAGCUUGCUAAAUUAGAUUACGGCAACUGCCAAGAUAUGCUCUCUGUAGAAUGGGAGAAAAUCCAAAGGUGGUACUUGGAAACAGGAUUAGAGGAAUUUGGAGUGAGCAAAGAAAGUGUUCUGCAAAGUUAUUUUGUGGCGGCAGCCAGCAUGUUCGAGCCUGAGAAGUCCCUAGAGCGACUCGCAUGGGCUAAAACCACGACUUUGAUCGAGACAUUGAAGUCCUAUACAGGGGAUAAAGAAGCAAGGAGGGUUUUUUUAGAACAAUUCAAUAACAGCAUUAACAGACAAGAUUUUCCAAAGAAGUGGCUAGAUAAGAGCAACGAAACAGAAAAACUUGUUUGCAUUUUGCUGAUAACUAUUGAGUAUCUUGGAUUGGAGUUUUUUCGAACUCGUGGGCAGGAAAUUUCUCAUUAUUUGAAUCAAAUUUGGCAAAGUUGGUUGUUGAGUUGGCAAAAAGAAGGAAGCAGCUCCACAAGGGAAGCGGAGCUGAUUUUGAAAACCAUACAUAUAAUGAGUGGCUGUUGGUCACAAGAGCUACAGCUAAACCUUCAGUAUCAGAAAUUGCUGCAAGUCACUAACAAAGUUUGCCAUAAACUCAGAGAUUACCAAAGUAGUAAGGAGGCAAAUGUGAAUGGCAGCUGCAACAUGAGUGGAACCAGAGUCACUACACCACAAAUAGAAUCAGAAAUGCAAGAGCUUUCGCAAACAGUGCUCCAAAAUUCCCCAGAUGGCAUUCAGAAUCAACCCCGUGUUAAGAAUUCAUUUCUAAUGGUGGCCAAGAGUUUCUACUAUGCUGCCUAUUUUGACUAUCAGACAAUUAUAUCACACAUUGACAAAGUUCUAUUUCAAAAAGUGAUGUAAUUUUC
This is a messenger RNA of Arachis duranensis, 2608 nucleotides long. RefSeq names its product ent-copalyl diphosphate synthase 1. NCBI's taxonomy places the organism in Eukaryota, Viridiplantae, Streptophyta, Magnoliopsida, Fabales, Fabaceae. Gene Ontology annotation, biological process: gibberellin biosynthetic process. The transcript has 16 exons. The record is from RefSeq and is a predicted model, not a curated record. Gene Ontology annotation, cellular component: chloroplast. Gene Ontology annotation, molecular function: terpene synthase activity; magnesium ion binding. The coding region runs from base 153 to 2603 and encodes 816 amino acids.